Messenger RNA from Parastagonospora nodorum SN15, 513 nucleotides. RefSeq lists its product as hypothetical. Gene Ontology annotation, biological process: mycotoxin biosynthetic process. The transcript is spliced from 2 exons. The record is from RefSeq and is a predicted model, not a curated record. The coding region runs from base 1 to 513 and encodes 170 amino acids. NCBI's taxonomy places the organism in Eukaryota, Fungi, Ascomycota, Dothideomycetes, Pleosporales, Phaeosphaeriaceae.
AUGGACAAGUUCGAGCAACAAGAGGAGCGGCUGCUCGAGCGCGAAAGCAGUGAUGAUGGAGAGGAGAUUCGACAAAGGAAUGUAGAGGCCAGUGGCGUGAGGAAAUACAUCCCAGCAAUUGUCCUCUGUCUACUCGUCGUAUCAAUAGUCUGGAACGUAGUUCUCGUCGCGAGCAUCCAGACUUUAACAGGUCUCAAAACCAACACACCAAUCCCCUACAAAAUGCACACCCCCUUCAUGUCCCCAAACCGCAGCAUAUCCGACCCCCUCUGGACCACCCUCGACUCGCAUCCAAUUCUAAUCGCCCUCUCGCAACCAUACAUUGCAUCCCACGGCCUCGCCCCCUCCGCCACAUGUCCGCAAGACCCGUCGAAACAACUCUACCAAGUUAAAGCGCUGCAUCAUAUCCACUGCCUCGUAAGCCACUACCCCCACCCCCAGUAUGGCUCUUUGCUGAUGUGUGGGCAAUUAGAAAUCCAUACGCAUGGCCUACCUCGAUGCGUUGGAGGGUAG